This is a messenger RNA of Saxophila tyrrhenica, 687 nucleotides long. RefSeq lists its product as uncharacterized. Lineage: Eukaryota; Fungi; Ascomycota; Dothideomycetes; Mycosphaerellales; Extremaceae. The transcript is spliced from 2 exons. Bases 1 to 687 code for a protein of 228 amino acids. The record is from RefSeq and is a predicted model, not a curated record.
AUGUCUUUCUGGCCUCAGUUACACCUCAUCAGAGCACGCCAGGACACCGAGGGCAUCUCUCUAACCUACGUGCUCAUCAACCUGAUCGUCGCAACUCAACAGCUCGGUCUUUACAUCCACAUGAUCUCAUUCCAAUACAAAGGAGCUCCGGCAGGCAUGAUCAACGACCCGCCCUCGUUCGGAGACUACCUGAACCUCACCCAAUUCGCCGCCGUCUGGCUUGGACAUUUCACACUGUAUGCCGUCUCCUCAAUAACUUCGAUAACGGCCUCUUACCUUCCUAACAGUUUCCUGUACCUCCUCUAUCUCCUCCCGCAGACCGCAUGGUCCACGGCAGCCGCUGCACUCAUCUACCUCGGCCACCUCACCCUGCACAUUCCGCCACUCAUCAUAGAAGCCAUCUUACCAGCGGAAGGCCCGGACACUGACGCUUUCAACGACCGUACCUGGGCCGCUGCUUGGUACUGGGCCGGACACACGCUUUACCUUAACCAUUUAAUCUCCUGUCUUGGCUUUUUGUCAUUGUUCGCGCAAGCGUACGCGUCAGUAUCCCGCCCUGCACUCGGUGCACUGAGCGUAGAGGGACUGCGAUGCCAGGCCGUGGUCUUUACAGCGGUUGCGGAUGACGAUACCGUACAGGAUUCGGAUCUCGAGGCUUUUUUGGCCUUAUUUCAGGACGUGGUAUGA